AUGGCUCACUAUGCAAAACAACUCUCCAUUCUCUUGCUAGUAGUCCUCUCUACUUCUGUCCAUUGUGAAGCCAGAGAGAGCAAGUUCUUUAGUAAAGUCCUUCAUUACAGGAUCUACAACACGAACAACAAUGCCCAAGAGUCCAAUCUCUCUCCAGUACUAGCCCCUGCACCACUUGAAUCCUCCAUUGUCUCCCCAGUGCCAGCUCCAGCACCGGAACCAGCGUCCCCAAACACCGAAAAUGCUUUCGGCCUUUACGGCCAUGGCUCUAGUCAAUUCUCUCCUGCCAAAACCACCACAAUUGCCAACGAUGAAAACGAAUUCCCUAGCGAAGAACUUAGUGAAGAAAGUUUUAAGGAGUCCAACAAGGAAGACUCUUAUAACUACAACAACAACAACAAUAACGAAAAUGUCUAUACGACCUCCAACUACAAUAGCAAUGGGUACUCGACGUCCAAGGACAAUUACAAUGGCUAUAAUAACAAUGGUUAUGUGGCAGAGCGACAAGGGAUAAGCGAUACGAGAUUUUAUCAGAGUGGCAGGUACUACUAUGAUGUAAAGAGCGAGAAUAAUUAUCAGAAUGGGUACGAAACUGUUACAGGCAGAAGCAACAAUGGUGGUUAUUAUGGUGAUGGAAAGAACUCGAAAUAUGAGUUUGAUUCCAUGGAAGAAUACGAGAGGCAGGAGGGGUAUCCAGAAAGCCAAAGGGAGUAUGUUCCAUGA
Ilex paraguariensis (yerba mate) is the source of this 723-nucleotide messenger RNA. The record is from the annotation of a GenBank genome assembly. Lineage: Eukaryota; Viridiplantae; Streptophyta; Magnoliopsida; Aquifoliales; Aquifoliaceae.